Angiostrongylus costaricensis is the source of this 2103-nucleotide messenger RNA. The record is from the annotation of a GenBank genome assembly. NCBI's taxonomy places the organism in Eukaryota, Metazoa, Nematoda, Chromadorea, Rhabditida, Metastrongylidae.
AUGCCUCGGCAACCGAGCAUAUUUGGCAUGCGAGUCGAGCUACCGGCCGACGACCCAUUCGGAUAUGAUAAACAUGGUGUGUGCAUUGUCACUCCAGAAGAGCAAUUCAAGGUGGUAAUCUACGGAAAUCAUUUGGACAAGAUCGCUCAGCUGAUCUUCACGCCGACGAACAGCUGCAGCGACGGCAAGCACGUCAUUGACGCUGCCAACGACUUCAUCGUGCACUUCACGCAUAAACUUGACGACAUCUCAACGUGGAUAACUACUGAGAAACCACCAAAGGAGUAUUUUCUACCUCUGCCGAUGCAGAUAACAGUGAUCGCAUUUCUUCUGUGUCUAUCGGCACUAUUUUCCGGUCUCACACUCGGCCUCAUGUCACUUACGCCUCAAGAGCUCGAACUGGUCAUGAAGGCUGGCUCUCCGAGUGAGCAAAAAUACGCGUCUGUCAUUCUUCCAGUGAGGAAAAAAGGAAAUCUUUUGCUUUGCGCUCUUCUGCUUGGGAAUGUGAUUGUGAACGCUGCGAUAUCAAUUCUUUUCGGUGAGCUGACGACUGGUCUUCUUGCACUGCUCAUCUCAUCGUUGGGAAUCGUGAUUUUCGGCGAAAUCGUGCCGCAGAGUAUUUGUGUGAAGAAGGGACUUGCUGUUGGAGCUCACACGAUUAUGAUCACUCAAAUUUUCAUAUUCAUUACUUUUCCGAUCGCCUGGCCGAUUAGCAAACUACUCGACUACCUUCUCGGGGAUGAAUACCAAGCGUACGAUCGUAAACGUCUAAUGGAGUUGAUUCGAAUGUCAAUGAGAAACGACAAUGGCCAGUUGUCCAAUGAGUUGAAAAUCGCUGUUGGAGCCAUGGAGAUCGCUGACAAGGUAGCCGAAGACGUCAUGACGAGGCUGGCGGAUGUGUUCAUGGUUCCCGACACGACUGUACUAAACACGAAGAUGGUUGCUGAGAUUGUCCGCAUGGGUUACACCAGAAUUCCCGUUUACUCGAACGGCGACAGAAACAACGUCACCGAUAUUUUGUUUGUUAAGGAUCUUGCGUUACUGGAUCCGGACGAUAACUUCACAGUGAAAACUGUCUGUGGCUACCAUCGGCAUCCCGUGAAAUUCGUCCUUAACGACACACCACUGAAUAUUCUAUUGGAAGCGUUUAAGAAAGGAGAAGGUCAUUUAGCUAUGGUCAAGAAACUCGUCCAUGAAGAGGAUUGCGAUCCCUCUUACGAAUUGGUGGGCGUGGUUACACUCGAGGACAUUGUCGAGGAGAUAUUGCAGGCAGAGAUCAACGACGAAUUUGAUGUUGUUUCGGACAACGUCAACAAGAUCAAGAGAAAGAAUCUUCAGCAACGCGACAUGUCGAAAAUGCUCGACAAGGAGGCGCCACAGACUCAGAUUUCUCUCCAGAUACAAAUGGUUGCCCUGCAGUGGCUGGUCGCCAACGAGGAAGCAUUCUCACAACAGUACAUCGACACCAACGUGCUGGAGCGCCUCAUAAGGACUACCGCUAGAAGAGUGGACAUCUCGGCAUUGAUGGCAAUUUCUCAUGAUGUAGUGAAUGUGCCCAGACUCGCGAAACUCUACACCAAAAACGAGUUCAGUGAUCGCUUUGUCCUUAUUCUUGAGGGUCGAGUAGAGGUGACAAUCGGCCAAAGCGGAAUGGUUUUCGAAGCCGGCCCUUGGCACUGCUUUGGUAGCGAGAUACUGAAAAAACUUGUUCAAGAAGCAGCGGCAUUGAGUCGCAGUACUUCCAUAGUUGAUACUAGCGAUCUAUCUUGUCGUCGACCAGAUUUGAUGUUCAAACCUGACUAUUCGGUGGUCGUCACGGAAGACUGCACGUAUCUGGACGUCAACGUCGCCGCGUACAUCAACGCCUACAAAUCUACACUGAUGCAGCGGGAGAAAUGAUGUGUGAAAAACAAUGCUUUGUCAUAUCAGUCGGCUCCCAUACUCGAUCCGACAGCAAUGCUUGUGCCGGAAAGUGUGCGAAAUUCUAUCAUCGAAGCGAAGGAAGCAGUGAAGCAAUUGAAUUCAAGAGAAAACGGAUCUGCGCACGAGAGUGAGGAGGAAAUGCAUCUGUUGUCUGGAGUGAAACUCGCCGAUAGCAAUUAA